UUUCCGGACUGGGCUGUGGCGGGACUGGUUUGAAGCUACACUCUCCGGCGAAAACAUGUCUCAGGAACGCGCGGUCCCUGCGAGCGCCGUUCCCCUGGAAGAAUUAAGUAGCUGGCCGGAGGAGCUUUGCCGCCGGGAGCUGCCGUCCGUCCUGCCCCGUCUUGUCUCUAUGUAUCAAUAUUCUGACAGUUGGAUUGAGCAUAUUCAAAUUUUGAAAAUUAUUGUAGAAAUGUUUUUACCUCAUAUGAACCACCUGACAUUGGAACAGACUUUCUUUUCACCAGUGUUACCAAAGACCGUGAAAUUGUUUGAUGACAUGAUGUAUGAAUUAACCAGUCAAGCCAGAGGACUAUCAAGCCAAAAUUUAGAAAUCCAGACCACUCUAAGGAAUAUUUUAGAAACAAUGGUGCAGCUUUUAGGAGCUCUUACAGGAUGUGUUCAGCAUGUCUGUGCCACACAGGAAUCCAUCAUUCUAGAAAAUAUUCAUAGUCUCCCCUCCUCAGUCCUUCAUGUAAUCAAAAGUACAUUUUUACAUUGUAAGAAUAGUGAAUCUGUGUAUUCUGGGCAUUUACACGUAGUUUCAGACCUUCUCCAAGCUCUUUUCAAGGAGGCCUAUUCUCUUCAAAAGCAGCUAAUGGAACUGCUGGACAUGGUUUGCAUGGACCCUUUAGUAGAUGAGAAUGAUGAUAUUUUGAAUAUGGUAAUAGUUAUUCACUCAUUAUUGGAUAUCUGCUCUGUUAUUUCCAGUAUGGACCAUGCAUUUCAUGCCAAUACUUGGAAAUUUAUAAUUAAGCAGAGCCUCAAGCACCAGUCAGUUAUAAAGAGCCAGUUGAAACACAAAGAUAUAAUUACUAGCUUGUGUGAAGACAUUCUUUACUCCUUCCAUUCUUGUUUACAGUUAGCUGAGCAGAUGACACAGACAGAUGUGCAGGAUAAUGCCGACUACAGAUUAUUUCAGAAAACGCUCAAAUUAUGUCGUUUCUUUGCCAAUUCCCUUUUGCACUACACUAAGGAAUUUCUUCCUUUUCUGUCUGAUUCUUGCUGUACCUUGCACCAGCUUUAUCUUCAGAUACACAGCAAGUUUCCUCCAAGCCUAUAUGCUGCCAGGAUUUCUAAAGCACAAGAAGAAGAAAUAGUGGGUGUUUUCCUAGUGACACUGGAUCCACUCAUCAGCCACCUGCUCACAUUCCAGCCUUUCGUGCAGGUGGUUUUGGACAGUAAAUUAGACCUGCCAUGUGAACUGCAGUUUCCACAGUGUCUACUCCUGGUUGUUGUCAUGGAUAAGCUGCCCUCUCAGCCUAAGGAUGUGCAAACCCUGUGGUGCACAGAAAACCAGGUCUCAGAAGCUACAACCAGGGUAUCUCUACUCAAAGCCAUUUUCUACAGUUUUGAGCAGUGUUCUGGUGAACUCUCUCUACCUGUUCAGGUACAGGGAGUAAAGAGUAAAGGGCAAGCUGAGGUGGCUGUCACCUUGUAUCAGCAUGUCUGUGUUCAUCUGUGUACGUUUAUUGCUUCCUUUCAUCCCUCUCUGUUUCCUGAACUGGAUGCUGCUCUGUUGAAUGCCGUGCUUAGUGCUAAUAUGGUCACCUCUUUGUUAGCUAUGGAUGCAUGGUGCUUCCUUGCUCGAUAUGGAACUGCUGAGCUCUGUGCACACCAUGUCACCAUAGUGGCUCAUCUGAUAAAAUCAUGCCCUGGAGAAUGUUAUCAGCUCAUCAACCUGUCAAUACUAUUGAAGCGUCUCUUUUUCUUCAUGGCCCCACCCCAUCAGGUGGAAUUUAUCCAGAGAUUUUCACCCAAAGAAGCAGAAAAUCUGCCUUUGUGGCAAUGUAUUUCCUUCCAGGCGUUAUCUGCUGAGCUUAGGAAACAAACUGCACAUGAGGUCAUCAGAGUAGGCACCGCACAGUGCAGGAAAUGGAUGAACAGCAGUCGCACUUUGGGAGAACUUGGGUCUCUGAAUCUAGUACUCUCUGCUUUGCUAGCUGUAUGUAAUUCUGCUGGUGAAGCUUUGGAUAUUGGACGACAAACUGCAAUUAUGGAAGUUGGGUGUCAGCUUUGGGCAUUUUUAAACAUUAAACAGGUAACAGGUCAACCGUAUGUUCAACAGACAUUCAGCCUUUUACUUCCACUGUUGGGAAUUUUCAUUCAAACUCUAGAUCCUCAGUUGAUAGUUCAGGUAGUAACUCUGCAGACUUCACUACUUAAAAUAGAGCCUCCUGACUACGUUCGUCUAGCAAUGCUGGAUUUUUUAUCUUCUCUAGGAAAACUUGUUAUACCUCAAGCUAUCCAGGACAAAAUUCUGCCCAACCUGUCAUGUGUUUUUGCCAUACUCCUAGCUGACAGGAAUUGGCUGCUAGAACAACAUACCUUGGAGGCAUUUACUCAGUUUGCUGAGGGAACAAAUCAUGAAGAGAUAGUUCCACAGUGUCUCAGUUCUGAAGAAACUAAGGACAAAGUUAUAUCCUUUCUGGAGAAGACUGGGCUUGUAGAUGAAACUGAAGCUGCCAGAGUUGAACGUGUGAAACAGGAAAAAGGCAUUUUCUGGGAACCCUUUGCUAAAGUGACUGUAGAAGAAGCAAAGUGGUCAUCUUUACAGCCUGAUGCAAAAAGAGCCCGUCAUGAGGUCCCCUUGGAAGAAGAGUAUAGGUCAGCAUUGCAGGCAGCAGCAGGGGCCUUGGAGGCAACUGAGUCAUUACUCCAAAAGGCUCCUGCUCCAGCUUGGCUUCUCAUGGAAAUGGAAGUGCUCCAAGAAAGGAUUGAUAAGCUAAAACGUUGUAUACUCUAGGGUGAAACUUUAUUGCUCUGGACCAUAUUAUCAGUAGGCAGAAACGAGCUGGAUGCUUUGUCAACCUAUAGUAUAUUUUGUAAAUGAAAAUACUGAUGUAAUUAUGUUUGUACAUUUUCUAACACAUAUAAAACAGCUUUUGUAAAGUUGAA
Galeopterus variegatus (Sunda flying lemur) is the source of this 2934-nucleotide messenger RNA. RefSeq names its product chromosome unknown open reading frame, human C1orf112 (gene FIRRM). The coding region runs from base 56 to 2782 and encodes 908 amino acids. The transcript has 24 exons. The record is from RefSeq and is a predicted model, not a curated record. NCBI's taxonomy places the organism in Eukaryota, Metazoa, Chordata, Mammalia, Dermoptera, Cynocephalidae.